Ascochyta rabiei is the source of this 1140-nucleotide messenger RNA. Its product is annotated as Sterol 24-C-methyltransferase. Bases 1 to 1140 code for a protein of 379 amino acids. Gene Ontology annotation, biological process: ergosterol biosynthetic process. Gene Ontology annotation, molecular function: sterol 24-C-methyltransferase activity. The transcript has 3 exons. Gene Ontology annotation, cellular component: endoplasmic reticulum. The record is from RefSeq and is a predicted model, not a curated record. NCBI's taxonomy places the organism in Eukaryota, Fungi, Ascomycota, Dothideomycetes, Pleosporales, Didymellaceae.
AUGUCUCCCUCUGCGCUCGAACAGGAAGACCACAACCGCGAUGCCGCCUUCAACAAGGCCAUGCACGGCCAAUCGGCCAAGGCGCGUGGUGGUAUGACGGCCAUGCUGCAAAAGGACAAGGCCGCGCAGCAGGCCGCCGUGGACGAGUACUUCAAGCACUGGGACAACAAGGCGGCCGCCGACGAGACCGAGGAGACACGGAAGGAACGACGAGACGAGUACGCCACCCUGACCAGGCACUACUACAACCUGGCCACGGACCUGUACGAGUACGGCUGGGGACAGAGCUUCCACUUCUGCCGCUAUGCCUACGGCGAGUCCUUCUACCGCGCCAUUGCCCGCCACGAGCACUACCUCGCCCACAAGAUGCAGCUGCAGGACAACAUGCGCGUGCUCGACGUCGGCUGCGGCGUCGGCGGUCCUGCGCGUGAGAUAGUCAAGUUUGCCGGCGUCAACGUCGUCGGUCUCAACAACAACGACUACCAGAUUGAGCGUGCGACGGCCUACGCCGAGAAGGAGGGCCUGGCAGACAAGCUAACCUUCACCAAGGGUGACUUCAUGCAAAUGUCUUUCCCCGACAACUCUUUCGACGCCGUCUACGCCAUCGAGGCCACCGUCCACGCCCCCUCGCUCGAGGGCAUCUACAGCGAGAUCUUCCGCGUGCUCAAGCCUGGCGGUGUGUUUGGCGUCUACGAGUGGCUCAUGACCGACAAGUACGACAACGAGAACCCCCACCACCGGGAGAUCCGUCUCGGUAUCGAGAUUGGUGACGGCAUCUCCAACAUGGAGAAGAUCGACGUCGCCCUCGCUGCCAUGAAGGCGGCCGGCUUCGUCAUGGAGCACCACGAGGACCUGGCUGACCGUGACGACCCCUACCCGUGGUACUGGCCGCUGUCCGGCCAGCUCAAGUACAUCAGCACGAUAGGCGACAUCCCCACCAUCCUGCGCAUGACCAAGGUCGGCCGCGGGCUCGUCCACAGGUUCGUCGGCGCUCUCGAGACGAUCGGCCUGGCACCCAAGGGCACCCAGAAGACGGCAGACAGCCUCGCGCUCGCCGCCGACUGCCUGGUUGCCGGCGGUCGCGAGAAGCUCUUCACGCCCAUGUACCUGAUGGUGGGCCGCAAGCCUGCCGACGCUUAG